This is a messenger RNA of Angiostrongylus costaricensis, 2997 nucleotides long. Lineage: Eukaryota; Metazoa; Nematoda; Chromadorea; Rhabditida; Metastrongylidae. The record is from the annotation of a GenBank genome assembly.
AUGCCGUCAACGGAAUCCCCAGAUGUUAUCGUUCUGUCUUCGAAGACCUUAUUUGCUGAUCUUAGCAAUGUGAUUAUGGAGGCGACUUCAUCAGUUAAUGAGAGCAAGCUCACAAAGAGUUACUCUCCGAAGAAGUGGAGGUGCCGGCACAACCCGAAAAAUUUAUGCUUAUCCUAUGAGGAGGCAAUGCAGGAGGACAAUAAGGCCCUAAUGCAUCUGCGCGAAAAGAUAGAAAAGCCAGUAAUUCAGGAAUUGUGCAAUCGAGUUCAUCAUAGCACUUAUUCGCUUGAGAAUCUCGUGGAGUCGAUUGUGAGUUAUCUCGAGGACUUCUAUGUUAAGGGUGAGAAUCUGGAAUUUUCGCCUUCAAAGGACAGGACCGUUAUUGCUAAGGUGUUGGCAGUUGAGAAGAAAGGUGGUGCCGUUUUUUACACUAUUCAGUAUGAUGGCAAAGAAAUUGGGCGAAUUAAUGGAAGUGAUUUGAAAGAUUCUGCAUGCUAUUGCUAUGGUUUGUUAAUCAUCUUUCUCUUAAACCUUUUACAGAAUGGGAAAGAUAGUGAUUCUGAUUCUGAUGCUCCUCUUUCUCAUUUUAUUGGUCAAAGAAGAAGUGGUGUGGCCUUACCACCUAGUGCUUCAUUGAAAGAAGUCGAUAAAGGGAAGAGAAAACAGGAGAAAAAGCAACGGAAAGUGAAACUAGAAAAGGGAAAGGUCCAAAAGGAGAAUAGCACUUGGGGUUUAAAUAAGUUUAUCUGUUCUAUUUCCAAUUCAAAUGAAGAGAGCAAAGGUGACUCCAGUAGCAGUCUCUUUCUUGCACCACAAAAGCGUAGUGAAAAACGGUUCAACUCUGCUAUGAACAAAUUGCAACAUACAUGGCGUGAACAUGAUGAGCAGGGAUUUAUUGCCGCCGCUGCUUGGAGCGCGAAGGUACUUUCCGGUGUUCAAAUCGAUAGAAUUCCUAACGAGUGCUAUAGAUUUGCCGUUCGGAAAGCGUACAUUAAAGCUAAGGAUGCUGAAAUGUUGAAGAAAAUUCGAACGAAAGAAGCCCGCACAGAAUUCCGUAAGAGGAUCCAUGAAGAAAGACACGAGUACCAAAAAAUAAUGUUGGCAAAAAUCAAGGCACAUUUCAGCCAGGAUGCUGCUGAAGAAGACCUUCUAAUAUGUGACGAACCAUUGCCGUGCCCUGGUGUUCUACUUGUGCCCAGUGAACAGUCAGCACUGUUCACCGAAUGCCUCGUUUUAACUCAGUUUUUUUCUUCCUUUAGGAAGUUUAUCGAAGCAGAACACAACAUUUCAGCCAGGCAACUUUUCGAUGCUGUUCAUGAUGGCAGGAUAGGUUUUGUUAGAUAUACUGCGAAGCUGUUUGGAUCGCUUCUAAAAGUACUCAUACAAAAUCCUGAGUAUGGAAGUCUCACACAUUUCAACCUACCUCUUCAAGAAUUUGCCAUUGAAGAGGACACAGUCUCGGAAUUAUGUCGUGCACUCCUUAUAGGAAACCUAGUUUCAGGAGAGGAAAAGGUUCGCAAGGCAGAAGGGAGAAGUGGGUGUUCAGACGAAGGUGAUAUUAAUGGAAAUGAGGAACAGGAGAAUAGUCGUGGUAGUGGAUCCGCCACCCCUUGCGACUUUAACGACGUGUCGCAAAUCGAUAUUGACGUUUGCCAAACUUUUCUCGACCGAUUUUCGCCGGAAAAAGAACUUUGGGAAUUGAGCCCUGAAGAUCAGUUGGGAAUUCUCGGUUUGGUAGUCAAUCGCGUGCUUGAACUUCGUUCAUUCAAGGCUCGCUGCGACUACAUAAGUCAAGAUCGAUCCAUUGAGAGAGCUCGGAAUUUCCAAGAUAAAAUAAAGAAACUUAAUGAGCAGAUCAACUCAUUACAAGAAGGGCUCUCUUCCAUGCCUAAACUCGAGGAUGUCGAUCUUUCUUUGUUAUCCCGCACUCAAACUCUCAAGAGAGCGGAACUACAGAGACAGCGCGAAAUAGUAGAAAGGAAAAUUGCAGGAAUAAAGGAUAGAGUGGAUGAGCUGUUCGAGAAGCUUAAAUUUGAGAGAUUGGCUAAAUCUCAUUCAAAAAGAGUUGUUCCCAUUGGAGAGGAUCGCCAUUUCCGUCGUUACUUUUGGUUAAAUGGAAAGUCGGCAGAUGAUGGUAUAUGGAUCCAGGAUAUGGGAGUAUCUGCUUAUGAAAAGUUUGUUCGUGCAUGCAUUCGAGCAGGAAAGCCAUUCGAGCUGGAUGUUGAUGAGUGCAAUCAAAAUUGUAUUCAAAUAUGUGACCAGCACAAUGAGAAUGGAUUCCAUACGUCAAUAGCUUGCGAUCUUUUGUCAGAAGGAGCCAACACGACCAACGAUUGGCCAGAUUUCGUACCUGAAAGUUGUACUGAGCUCUGGCGCAAACUCCCGGAUGAGAAAUCGUUUGAAAAUCUAGUAAACUCUCUCAGCAAAGUUGGCAUUAGGGAAGGGAAGUUGAAAGCGUCUCUCUUGAAGAAAAAAGAUGUCAUCCUUAGCAGCAUGGCUAAUGCAAACAGAUGGCAACGUGAAAAGCCAGAUCAGCUUGAUGAUGUGUGUGAUGACGAAGACAUCAGUGCCGAUUCAAUGACGCCCCUGCGAAAGUCUAUCGUACAAUUAGCUUCUGAUUUAAGAAGCAGUUAUUUAACAAGUAUGGGUUCGCUGGACGCCUUUGAAGUGGAGAUGACUUCCUGCACAACUUUAUCCGAAGUCAAAGAAAAGCUAUGCGAGCUUGCUGAUACGAUUACACCAUCGGCCAUUGUGCGGCGUUUGGAUUUCAAAUUUGCUUUGCAAACCGGUCAACACAGUGUAAUGAUUUUGGAUCGGUGGAAACAACGUCUGUCUGAGUGUCAUAAUGCUUCGGGUGUGCACCUUCUCCGAAGCUAUCUAGAUUCUCGUGUACAUUGGAGAAGCAGUGUUAUUGAAAAGGAGCAUAAUGAACGAAAACUCGGUCAAUUCGAAGCAGUUGUUAUAGACUUGAAGCUGGAAUCGUUGAUUAACCGAUAG